GAGAAGCCUCAGGCAGGAACAGGGAGGCAGAAAGACACCAUUCAUCGCCAGAAGUUCGCGACCUUCUUGAAGGGUGUGGAGAAGGAGCCGAGGAUGUUCCAACAGAUCAUCAAAGCCCGCCGCUGGGCGUUGGACGAUCUCAGCGCGGAAGCGCAGCGAGAUCUCCCGGUGCACGGCAAGAACAUCCCGAAAGAGCAAGCUGAGCCCUUUCCAAAGAAGCUCCAGGCAACAGACGUCCAGCAAGCAGAAGGAGGGUCUUCUAGCGAGAAGGUGGCAGAAGCCCAGCAAGGGCUCCAUUGUGAGGAAAGCCUGCCAGAAGAGUUCCAGCAAGUUGGGCCUCCUUGCGAUGACAAGAUGCUGCCCGAUCCGCCAAUGCCAAGCAUGGAAGACCCAAGUACAGGGCCCUCUUGCGGUGAUGAUUCGCCGCAAGACUCGCCGCUGUCACAGCCAAGCACAGACCGCUUGACAGAGCGCUGUGGAAGUUUCGACUUGGCAGCUCCACAUGUCUGCCGAGCCCAGAAAUGCGAGCGUCGCUAUGUCAGCCUUUGA
Messenger RNA from Symbiodinium necroappetens, 549 nucleotides. The record is from the annotation of a GenBank genome assembly. NCBI's taxonomy places the organism in Eukaryota, Dinophyceae, Suessiales, Symbiodiniaceae.